GAAAGGUGUUACCAAGAUGGAUGGGUGGUUUCAACAUAUAGUCUUCUGCUUGCCGGAAUGUUUUAGACUGAGUGGCGGAUUGCUUACCAUGCGCUGUUCAGGUUGGCCAUCUAUGUGCUUCUGUUUCGCUCCCAGUACAAACGUGACUGAGGCCCUUGAGCGUUUGUGCAAACGCACACUUACCCACCCGGAUCAGUUUGAUGUGUUCACGACUGAAAGCUUCUCUACCGACCUUGGCAGACCUCAACGCAUUUAACUACGGUAAGAUGUCUGCAGGCACAGUGGAACUUAUGCCAGAACGAUACCAUUUCUCCCGCAACUACCGCAUCGCUCCUGUGUGGAUUGUCCCGCGCUACGGGCUGACUGACCGCACGGGCGGCGAAGAUGCAAUACCAGCUGGAAACCACAGCUAUGACAACGAGGACCCGUCGAUGCAUGCCAUCUUUGUCGCACACGGGCCUUUCUCGCAGGGCAUGAAGGCUGCUGUAGUCGCACGAGGAGAGGGCGAUGGUACAGGAGCAUACGUGAUGCCAGGGUUCCAGAAUGUCGAGAUUUACAACCUCGUGAUGCGAUUGUUGGGCCUCGACGCUACAGAUACAGCUAUAACCAACGGAACCACUGGAUUCUGUGAUGAGUUUGUCUUGCCAGAUACUUGAACCUCACACAUACUUGAAGUCGACCUGCUUUACAGUCAUUGAUCGUCAUUUGAGUUUGGAAUUUUUGUCUGCCA
Molecule: messenger RNA, 730 nt
Organism: Suillus subalutaceus
Lineage: Eukaryota; Fungi; Basidiomycota; Agaricomycetes; Boletales; Suillaceae
Exons: 2
Coding region: 201-656 (151 amino acids)
Biological process (GO): nucleoside triphosphate metabolic process
Molecular function (GO): ribonucleoside triphosphate phosphatase activity; nucleoside triphosphate diphosphatase activity
Source: RefSeq, a predicted model, not a curated record